This is a messenger RNA of Zea mays, 1240 nucleotides long. RefSeq lists its product as uncharacterized. Gene Ontology annotation, biological process: regulation of DNA-templated transcription. The transcript is spliced from 4 exons. Bases 40 to 1092 code for a protein of 350 amino acids. NCBI's taxonomy places the organism in Eukaryota, Viridiplantae, Streptophyta, Magnoliopsida, Poales, Poaceae. The record is from RefSeq and is marked predicted. Gene Ontology annotation, molecular function: DNA binding.
CUCUGCUGGUCAGCAUCGGAUCGAGGGCAUAUAUACAGGAUGCAAAGGGGGCAAGAGCAGCGGGCGAUGGAGCUCGUCCUGCCGCCGGGCUUCCGCUUCUUCCCGACGGACGAAGAGCUCCUCACCUGCUACCUCGCCAGGAAGGCCAUGGACGGCAGCUUCACCACGGCAGCCAUCCGCGAGGUGGACCUCUACAAGACAGAGCCAUGGGACCUGCCAUGCGAGCAGCAGGCGGCGGCGGCCGGAGGAGACCUGCACGAGGGCUACUUCUUCUGCACCAGGGGCAGCAAGUCCCCGUCCGGCAUUCGUGCCCGCCGCGCCACACAGCUGGGCUACUGGAAGUCCACGGGGAAGGACAAGCCCGUGCACAGCAGGUCUGGCCGCCUCGUCGUCGGGACGAGGAAGACGCUAGUGUUCUACCGUGGCAGGGCCCCCAGAGGGGAGAAGACUGACUGGGUGAUGCACGAGUACUCCAUGGGCGAGAGGAGGAGCAGCGCCCUCCUCAGAGGAGCACAGAGUGAGUGGGUCAUUUGCAGGGUGUUCACGAGGAAGCAGCAUCCAGUGAUCAGCAACGACAGGAAACUACCGGAAAUGGAGGAGGCUGCCGUGCAUGGGCAUGGCCACCGCUCUCCUGGCCAUCUCCUUGCCACGGAGGCAGCAGACGACGGUUUCGACAGCGAGCAGGAAUCGGCGCCACCGGUCGUCGUCACCGAGACCCAGCAUACAUCAGGAAGCCACAUCGGCGGUGCCCAAGCCAUGGAGGGCGACGACGACCAUUAUCAGCACCGUCAAAUAGCCCAUGAGGAGCUACUGACGACGAUGCACCAUCACCACGGUUCCAGUCGCGUCGUCUCGCCAGCAUGUUGGCUCAACCAGCAUGACGACCGGCUGGGAUCGCAUUAUUAUUGCCCCGCGUUGCCAGUCAUGCAGUCCGACGAUGCGGAUUACUAUCUACCAGAGUUGCUGGAGUACAGCGGUCCGCUGGACACCGGCGGUGAGGAGGACUGCCGUCUCCGUGCUGAGACUCAGUUCACCGCCGUGGGCUCCUCCGAUCACAUCGACGACGGGCUCUACUGGGACAUUGGCUUUUGAAAAGCAAGUUUAUCCUUUGGAUGUUUGCGACCUGAUCACCUGCAUAUGUGUAUAUCCCUAGAUAGAUAGAUCAAAUUGUGAAUGGGGUUAAUGUAAUUAUAUGACUCAACUUCUGACGCACGUGCAUUUAAUUAAGUUUCCAAUCAUU